Messenger RNA from Symbiodinium pilosum, 343 nucleotides. The record is from the annotation of a GenBank genome assembly. NCBI's taxonomy places the organism in Eukaryota, Dinophyceae, Suessiales, Symbiodiniaceae.
AUGCCCCUUUUUACAGGCCAGCUGCCUUCCUGGGCAAGCUCUGGCGAUCGAUGGGCCCCUGAGGCGCUGGAGGUUAACGAGACCUUGAAUGCUAUGGUCUUCUGCGACAAGGAGCCCUCUGGGGAGCAUCGGAUCGGCUGGGUGCUGGCGGAGGGUACGCAGCGGCUGCCGGAAAGCUGGUCGCGAUAUGCUCCAGGACCCCUGGAGCUUGGGGGCGCCAAAGGGGGCGACAUCGACCCGCAUCUCUUCCGAGACGUAGAUGGCGCGACGUACUUGCUGUGGAAGACGGUGUGGGGAUCCGAAAUUCCGAGCUCUCCAAAGCAGAGCGGACGUUUGGCCAGCU